UGGAUUAUGAGAAUGGCAUUGUCAAAGAAGAAACAGAGAUGACCAGCACAUCACAAUUAGAAAAGAAAACACUAUUCUCUUUUCUCUCUUCCUAUCAAACAAUACCAAAUGUCUUCAAAAUCAACCUACAGAAAUACCCCAAAACCAAAACCAGAUAACCUGAAGCAAAAAUCUAGAAACAGAGCAAAAGAUUGCAUGCAGUGGAACAACAAAUAAUGAAGGGUAUAACAAGAAGAAACCAUUUUAACCCCAUUUUCCUGUUCUUCACUUUCCUUUCUUUUUAUGCCCCAAGAUUUUCUUUCUCUUCAGACACCUUAACUUCAACACAGUCUCUUAUAAAUGGCCAAACUCUUCUCUCCACGAGACAAAAGUUUGAGCUUGGUUUCUUCACUCCAGGAAAUUCGAAGAAUUGGUAUGUUGGAAUAUGGUACAAGAACAUUUCUGAUAGAACUUAUGUAUGGGUUGCUAACAGAGAUAAUCCACUUACCAAUUCUUCAGGUAUAUUCAAGAUUUUCAAUCAAAGUAUUGUUCUUUUUGAUCAAGGGAAUAAUCUUAUAUGGUCAUCAAAUCAAAUCAAAGCUACCAACCCAGUUAUGCAGUUGUUAGAUACAGGAGAUCUUGUUUUAAGAGAAGCAGAUGUGAAUAAUCAGUAUCUUUGGCAGAGUUUUGAUUAUCCUACUGACACUCUGUUACCAGAUAUGAAGCUGGGCUGGGAUCUAAAUAAAAGUCUUCACAGGUAUUUAAGUUCUUGGAAAAGCAAAGAUGAUCCUGGUGCAGGUGAUUAUUCUUUUAAACUCGAUUAUCAUGGAUUCCCUGAAAUUUUCUUGUGGAAUGAUGGUAGAAAAAUCUAUAGAAGUGGGCCAUGGAAUGGGUUAAGAUUUAGUGGAGUACCAGAAAUGAAGCCUCUUGAUUAUAUAAGUUUUGAUUUUGUCACUAAUCAAAGUGAGGUUUUUUACUCAUUUCAUAUAUCUUCCAAUUCUACAUAUUCAAGAUUGACUGUUACAUCAUCUGGGGAACUCCAAAGAUAUACAUGGAUUCCAGAAAGACAAGAUUGGAAUUCAUUUUGGUAUGCACCUAAAGAUCAAUGUGACGAUUAUAAGGAGUGUGGUCCAUAUGGUAUUUGUGAUUCAAAUGCUUCUCCUGUUUGCAAGUGCAUGAGAGGAUUCGAGCCCAAAAAUCUGCAGGCAUGGAAUCUCAGAGAUGGGUCAGGUGGGUGUGUUAGGAAGACUGAUCUUCAAUGCAUGAAUGAUAAAUUCCUCCACUUGAAGAACAUCAAAUUGCCAGAAAGCUCAACUUCAUUCGUUGACAGGAUUAUUAGCCUAAAGAAUUGUGAAGAGUUGUGCCUGAGGAAUUGUUCUUGCACUGCUUAUGCUAAUUCUGAUAUUAGCAACGGAGGUACAGGAUGUGUUCUUUGGUUCGGUGAGCUCUUAGAUAUGAGGCAAUACACAGAAGGUGGUGGUCAAGAUCUCUACGUCAGAUUGGCUGCUUCUGAUAUAGGUGAUGGUAAGAAUGUAGCUGCUCUUAUUAUUGGCAUCUCAGUUGGCAUUGGAACUCUGCUAUUAGGACUGGCUGCCUGUUUUAUAUGGAAGAGACGGAGUGUACGUAAAGAACAGAAAGGUGUUCAAGAAAGAAGCCAGAAUUUAUUGUUAAAUGAGGUAGUUAUCUCCAGCAAGAGAGACUACUCAGGUGAAAAAGACAAAGAUGAGCUUGAACUGCCAUUGUUUGAUUUUGGUACCAUUGCAACUGCUACAGAUAACUUCUCUGAUGAAAAUAAACUUGGACAAGGAGGUUUUGGUUGUGUUUACAAGGGUAGGUUAGUAGAAGGCCAAGUAGUAGCUGUAAAGAGGCUGUCAAAGACCUCUGUGCAAGGAAUAGAAGAAUUCAAGAAUGAGGUCAAUUUAAUUGCCAGGCUUCAGCAUAGAAAUCUUGUUCGACUGCUCGGUUGCUGCAUUGAGACGAAUGAGAAGGUGCUCAUUUAUGAGUAUAUGGAACACAGAAGCCUGGAUUCUGUUAUAUUCAAUAAUGCAAAAAGGUCUUUACUAAAUUGGCAAAGGCGAUUCAACAUUGUUUGUGGGAUUGCAAGAGGGCUUCUAUAUAUGCACCAGGAUUCCAGAUUUAGAAUUAUUCAUAGGGAUCUCAAAGCAAGCAACAUUCUACUUGAUGGAGAAUGGAAUCCGAAAAUAUCAGAUUUUGGCAUGGCUAGAAUAUUUGGUGGAGAUCAAACUGAAGCUAGUACCAAGAGAGUAGUGGGAACUUAUGGCUACAUGUCUCCUGAAUACGCAAUGGAUGGCCAUUUCUCAGUGAAAUCAGAUGUUUUUAGUUUUGGUGUUCUGGUGUUGGAGAUUGUAAGUGGUAAUAAGAACAGAGGAUUUUAUCAUUCAAACAGUGAGCUCAACCUUCUUGGGCAUGCAUGGAGGUUAUGGAAAGAAGAGAAGGGAUUGGAAAUUUUAGACUCAUCAGUUGGCAGCUCGUUUUCACCAAGUGAAGUUCUGAGAUGCAUACAGGUAGGACUUUUAUGUGUGCAAGAACGCACAGAAGAUAGACCAACAAUGUCAUCUGUGGUCUUGAUGUUGAGCAGCGAAAAUGCAACAAUGCCCCAUCCUAAAACUCCUGGAUUUUGCCUGGGAAGGAAUCCUUUUGAAACUGAUUCAUCUUCAGGAAAACAAGAUGAAUCAUAUACUGUAAACCAAGUCACGGUUACUAUGCUAGAUGCAAGAUAAAAAUAAAGAUUAGACCUCAUCUAGAACAAUUGUACAUCUCUUCAAUUUUUUGUUAAAUUAUGCUGUAUAUCUUCUGAUGUUGUUUUGAUUACAGUCCUUGAGUAUUUUAUAGUUUUACUUGGUGCAACUUGUAACUGAUAUCCAAGUUAUAGUAUAUACAAAAAGAAGCUCCUUUUCGGCCA
Messenger RNA from Ricinus communis (castor bean), 2902 nucleotides. Its product is annotated as receptor-like serine/threonine-protein kinase SD1-8. NCBI's taxonomy places the organism in Eukaryota, Viridiplantae, Streptophyta, Magnoliopsida, Malpighiales, Euphorbiaceae. The transcript has 7 exons. The record is from RefSeq and is a predicted model, not a curated record. Gene Ontology annotation, molecular function: protein serine/threonine kinase activity; ATP binding. Gene Ontology annotation, biological process: protein phosphorylation; recognition of pollen. The coding region runs from base 216 to 2720 and encodes 834 amino acids.